Messenger RNA from Sesamum indicum (sesame), 939 nucleotides. Its product is annotated as protein PLANT CADMIUM RESISTANCE 2. The record is from RefSeq and is a predicted model, not a curated record. NCBI's taxonomy places the organism in Eukaryota, Viridiplantae, Streptophyta, Magnoliopsida, Lamiales, Pedaliaceae.
GAAAGAUCAUAUAUAUAUAUAUAUAUAUAUAUAUAUAUAUAUAUAUAUAUAUUAUAAUAUAUAUCGAUGGUUUUAGUGGAUAAACCUCCGGCACCGACAGCGCCACCAAUCCAGCAGCCGGGCCAACAGUCGUAUGUCGUCGUCCAACCACCUACGCUGCCUACUGGCAUACCAAUCCAACCGGGACCUCAAGUUCAGAGCAGUGUUCCAGCUGGGCCUUGGUCCACCGGCCUUUGCGACUGCUUUUCUGAUGUUUCUAACUGUUGCAUAACAUGUUGGUGUCCAUGCAUAACAUUUGGACAGAUUGCUGAAAUUGUAGACCGAGGAUCCACCUCUUGUGGAGCGAGUGGUGCAUUAUAUGCUCUGAUAGCGUACAUAACAGGAUGUGCAUGCAUAUACUCGUGCUUCUACCGAUCCAGGAUGAGAAGGCUGUACAUGCUGCCGGAGGAUCCUUGCCCCGAUUGUCUGGUCCACUUCUGCUGCGAGGCCUGCGCCUUGUGCCAAGAGUAUCGUGAGCUCCAACACCGUGGAUUCGACAUGUCUCUUGGAUGGCAUGGAAAUGUUGAGAGGCAAAAUCAAGGAGCGACAAUGGCCCCAUUUGUUCAAGGAGGGAUGCAUAGAUAAUUUGGAAGUUAAUUGUGUCUUGUUUUAAUUUAUAUUGUACGGUCCAACUCCAAGGAUCAAUGUUUAAUGUUUUGUUUGUUGUGAUCAGAAGAAGAGAGAGAGUACGAGCGAGGAUUAAGACUGUAUAUUUAUUUUAUUUUUAUUUCUCUACGCUAGCUAGACGUGUGAGGCUUGAACCAUGUUUAUAUAAACGUGACUACACCACCCUGUUUGGGAUGUGAUGUAAUAAUGUAUCAUGUGUGUUCUAGGGUCAACCUCUUUUAAUGUGGUGAUCAUGUUUCAAGUUAUUUUACAAGUUUAGACUUUUCAUGUGUA